Molecule: messenger RNA, 1068 nt
Organism: Trypanosoma cruzi
Lineage: Eukaryota; Euglenozoa; Kinetoplastea; Trypanosomatida; Trypanosomatidae
Exons: 1
Coding region: 1-1068 (355 amino acids)
Source: RefSeq, a predicted model, not a curated record
AUGUCAGUGGAGGAACUUUUUGCCACUGCGCGCAAGUACUCAGACAGUGUUGUUGGGGGGCCUGCAUGGGACAGACUAUUUUCUUUGCGUUUGACAAAUGAAGAAAUUCUUUGCAUUGCAAAAAAAAUGAUAUUGAGUCAGCCAACUUUUUUAAUGGAAGUCAAUGGAACAAAAUUGGAGGAGAUUCCACCUUUGGCAGUUGCCGUGAGGAUUGAAGCGUUCACGAAUGUACCGAAAUCGGAAGGUGAGUCGGGAGGAGUUGAAAAGGCCGUGGCAUUGGAGGAGAAAAGGACAGCGGCGCAACAACGUGAGGUGCUGCGGGAGUUGGCAUCCGUGCGGGCGCAGUACCGGGCCGUUCUUCGUGAGGGAAAUGAUCUGAUGGCUUGCAUCGAUGAGGAAGAGCGCAGGUGGAAUAAGAUUGAGAUGCAUCGAGAAGAGGAGCAGCGCAAGCGGAAGGAACACCCGGCUGCGCCGCCAAGUGAGCACGAUGAACACAUCAGGAAGAAUGUAUGCGCAUUAGAGACUCUGCAGCAGAAGAGGGAGAAGGAGGAGGAAUCGGCACAGGCGACCGCGCGGACGGUGAUGGCAGAGAAGAAAAGGAAGAAGACGGGAAAGGGCAGUCGUGGCGGUGGUGGCAGUGAGAAGAAGUUUGCGUCUACCAGCAAUGUUACCAGCAAGGAGGCUGAAAUACGGAACGUAAGGGCUCACAACACGGCCCUUCGCAGACUUCUUGAGAAAUUAGCCAACGAGCUGAAGGAGGAGGAACAGACAAUGGAAAAUUUGUCUAUCGACCUCCGUGGAUUUAUGAGCGACAUCAACAAACUAGAAAAGGCAAAACUCCUCCUCACAGUUGAGCACGGUAUGCUCAUGAAUACCACCGCCCGUCUGCAGCAGUCCUUACGGGAUCAGAAGGAAAAGCUGCGCCAGGAGCAGGAGGCCGCCGCCGCAGAGCAGAGGGAAAUUUCUAGGCGUCUUCUGGUACAACAGGAGCGUACGAAAAAAUCACUGCAUGAGAAGAACGGCACCACGGAACUUCUUCAUCGACUAAAAACAAACCUGAGCAAAUAG